Molecule: messenger RNA, 1632 nt
Organism: Exophiala spinifera
Lineage: Eukaryota; Fungi; Ascomycota; Eurotiomycetes; Chaetothyriales; Herpotrichiellaceae
Exons: 2
Coding region: 1-1632 (543 amino acids)
Molecular function (GO): protein binding
Source: RefSeq, a predicted model, not a curated record
AUGUCGAAAUACCUCGCGUUGGGCGCAUUGGCCUUGCUGGCACCUUCGGUGUAUGCGCAAAGUUGCAUAUCGUUGGCCAGUUCCCAAGCCUGUCGUGCGUUCAAUGCCUCUUCGAUUUCUACAGACUCGGAUUUAGUCAAUCUCUAUCCUUUCCUUACCUAUGUUAAAACGGUAGAAGACUUCGAUACGCAACUAAACCAAUAUGUUUCCCAGCAGUAUGUUCAGACCAAAUAUGUCAACAUCUUUGGUUGCGACAACGUCACCCUGUCUAACACCACCUCGUACUAUGCGAGAUAUACACGGAGUUUCAUAUGCAAUGGCAUUAUACAAAACUCGAAGCAGGCUUGCGGCCUGUCCACCACCGACUCGAGCCCGUUGUGCGCCGACUCUUGCGCCGAAUUCGCUCUGAGCGAGGAAGAGAUCGUUUCGAGCAGCUUGUGUAGGGGUCGGAAUAGUGACUAUGCGGACGAACUCAGAGCAGACUUCACCAAUUGCGCCUUGCCAGCCAACUCUAUUAGCGGCAGCUGCAUCUCAGGCGAAACGAACGAACCCAACAAUUGUGGAUUCGGCGACAACUUGAUGGGUCUGUGCAACUUCUGUCGAUCAAGCACCGAGAAUGGUACCGAUUCGUGCUGCUUCACCUCCAAUGCCCAAGGCCGUUGUGAGGAUGUCACUCUUCCCGUAUUCUCGACAAUAUCCGGUCUGCUCUCCUCUACAACGAGUCCCACCUCUUCGCCAACCAGCAGCGCAAGCGCGUCUGCUGCCGCCCCUGCUGCCGCCUCUGCUGGGUCCCACAGUGAUGGUCUUAGUGGCGGUGCUAUUGCCGGCAUCGUUGUUGGAUCAGUUGUGGGAUUCCUGCUCCUUUGCGGGCUCAUUGCGCUUGCGGUCAUCUGUUUGCGCCGCAGACGGAACCAGAGCACCGCAGGCAGUCUCCUCAAUCAACCAUCACCGCACAGGAAAGGUGGCCCAGGCUCGUCAUCGUACCAACAACCCAUGACCCAACCAGGCUACGAAGUUCUGCCCGGUGGCCGAGUUGCUCGCAUGUCGGCGCUACAAGACGACCAGGCACCCGUGAUAGGACCACGCAACAACUACACGUCGCACACCGAUGUCUAUGGCGGCAGCCCAGAAUCCCACGGGAAGGGACUCGUCGCAGUCAAGCAUGAUGGAUCUCCCGGUAGCGAUUCACAAACCGGCAGUUCCCCUGAUUUCUCGUCGCCUGAAGGUGUGGCUAGUGGUCAAUCUGAGCAAUUACCCUUCUUCAAGGAUUACUAUUCCAAUGACGACAUUCAUCCCGGCGACAAGGUUUCUGUGCUGUGGGCCUAUCAACCUCGCGCUGGUGACGAAUUUGAGCUUGAAAGGGGUGACAUGCUGAAAGUGGUUGGAAUUUGGGACGACGGCUGGGCGACUGGAGUCCGGAUCAACGACCGAGCCGAGGACUACGACGGCAAGCAUAAGGUGCAGCGAGACAGUGGUGUCUCCAACGGCUCCACAAACCGAGAAGAAUCACCCACAUCAUCGGGAGAUAUUAAAGCCUUUCCGUUGGUGUGUGUGUGCCUGCCGGAGGCAUGGAAGAAGACAGUAGAGGGCGACACUGGCACAGAAGGCGGCGAAGGCCUCCCUCCAGCAUGA